AUGUUGACGGUAGACGUUGACGACAUUGUUGUCGACUACCCGGACACCUUUGCGCUCAUGCAGGAUCUGCAGGCUAUGGGGGAGGGCAACGCCAUACUGGGAAGGGAAAUGGGCGCGAUCAGAAGAGAGGUGUUGAUGGCGAACGAGGGUAUCUAUAGGGAGCUUCACGGUAACGAGGACGGGAGCAUCCCUGCGACAUUUAGAAUCAUCUACAUGAUCGGGUGGCACGAGGGCGGCGACCAACCCAAGCCGUUGCCCAGAGGAAGCGGAGAUGUAAAUCUCAAGGACAUUCUAGAGUCCAACUAA
Molecule: messenger RNA, 306 nt
Organism: Colletotrichum spaethianum
Lineage: Eukaryota; Fungi; Ascomycota; Sordariomycetes; Glomerellales; Glomerellaceae
Product: arginine-hydroxylase NDUFAF5, mitochondrial
Exons: 1
Coding region: 1-306 (101 amino acids)
Biological process (GO): mitochondrial respiratory chain complex I assembly
Cellular component (GO): mitochondrion
Source: RefSeq, a predicted model, not a curated record